AUGCGCGAGAUUGACCCUCUCGUCCUCGAAUAUCAACAUGACAAACACCGACCCCGGGAAGCUGAAGCGCUUCACAUGCUCCAAAAAAUAGCCUCUCUCGUCAAACCCAUCAUGAGACAACGAAGCUGGAAAGUCGGAACGCUAUCUGAGUUUUACCCUUCACAACGAAAUCUUCUGGGCCUGAAUAUCAACGCGGGGCAGAAGAUAUGCUUACGGUUAAGGUAUCCGAGCGAUGAGCGUCAAUUUUUGCCUUUGGAGCAAGUUGUUGAUACUAUGUUACAUGAGCUGUGCCAUAUCGUGCAUGGACCACAUAAUCGAGAUUUCCACGCCUUGUGGAACCAGCUGCGUGAUGAACAUGAAGAGCUUGUCAUCAAAGGCUACACAGGAGAAGGAUUCCUCUCUCAAGGCAAGCGACUGGGUGGUCGUCAAAUCCCGCUCGACGAAGCACGGCGCUUGGCCCGCGUUGCAGCCGAAAAAAGACGGACAAUAUCGGCUGGAUCAGGGCAGAAGCUGGGUGGUGCACCGUUGCUGAAAGGCUCAGACGUCCGAAAAGUGAUCGCAGAUGCCGCCCAAAGACGUAUUGACGUAACGAAUGGGUGUGCUUCGGGCUCCAGCGACAGUGAGAAAUUAGCAGACGAGGCUUCCCGAAAUGGAUUCCGUACAAAAGCUGAAGAGGAUGAUGCGAAUGAACGUGCGAUCAUGCAGGCUUAUAUUGAGAUGAUCCAAGAGGAUGAGAAGGAAAAGUAUGGAGCGUCGUACGUUCCUCCUAGUCAGUCGAAUCCUGCUGGUCCAAGGGGCAAGAAUGUUUAUCCAACUGAACUGCGACCUCCUCCUGUUCCUACACAUACGAAGCCAAUCAGGCGGUUUGCGAGCUCGGGGACGUUGUCUAGUGCAUAUGGCACUUUAGAUCAAAACACCGAGAAUACCAUUGAAAAUGACAUGUCAUGGAACUGUCAAAUAUGCACGUUAGAGAACCCACCGGCAUACCUCUGCUGUGACGCAUGUGGAACAGAACGUCCAGCUCAGUCGAUAACAGCCCAGUCGCGACUAGUAGUAGCCGCGGAAAAUACUUCGUCGAAACGAGCAACCCCAAAACCGCGAAGCCGUCUAGCAUCACAAGUGAUUACCGGAGACGAUGCUGGUCGAGUAGUGUCCUUCAAAGGUGAUACCUCAGAGCGGAUUACCAAUCUUGAUCAAAAUAGGGCAAAAAAGCCCCUUGGAUGGUUGUGCCAUAUGUGUGGUGCGUUCAUGGAGACGGAGUGGUGGACAUGCUCUGCUUGUGGGACGAUGAAGACUGCUUCGUGA
Molecule: messenger RNA, 1305 nt
Organism: Talaromyces marneffei
Lineage: Eukaryota; Fungi; Ascomycota; Eurotiomycetes; Eurotiales; Trichocomaceae
Exons: 2
Coding region: 1-1305 (434 amino acids)
Source: RefSeq, a predicted model, not a curated record